Molecule: messenger RNA, 738 nt
Organism: Habropoda laboriosa
Lineage: Eukaryota; Metazoa; Arthropoda; Insecta; Hymenoptera; Apidae
Product: keratin-associated protein 16-1-like
Exons: 4
Coding region: 1-738 (245 amino acids)
Source: RefSeq, a predicted model, not a curated record
AUGUCGGUGUUCGUAAAAUGCGAACUACCUGCACCGAGAAAGGAUCCAAUACAAGUAAUUAAAAGAAGUGACUGUUGCUCAUCAAUGGAACCGCAAUGUCCAUCAGUGUGCACCACAGUGUGUCCAACUGAGCCCAUGUGUUGUUACCCAUGUGGUCCACCAUCGUGCAGUUCUAAACAAAAACCUAAUUGUCCUCCGCCUAUGCCAGUUACCUGCAUGCCAUGUCCCCCUCAAUCCCCACUUUUACCAUGUCCACCGCGUUCUUUCGUUUGCCCACCUUGCACAGGUCAACCAUGUAUCACCUGUGCACCUUUACCUAAGCCAGUUCCUGCACCUUUUGAAUUCGGACCUAUCAUAAGAGCACCUAUUACUACCGGUGGCUUGAGAAUAAUAUGCGAUCUUUGUCCACUAAAUCAUUUCGAUAGAUCGAGUUGUACAAUAACAACGUGCAAUUUACCUUUAUUAAAUACCGAACAACAAAGAACUAAUGAACCGUAUUGCCGUAGAAUAGAAUCAAUAAAAGCAGUCAGAUUUAAACAGCAUGCGAAUUCGCCGCAGGGUUAUGGUCCUGGGACAAAUUUAAUAUAUCGUCCGUUAGUGCAAGGUGGCCUCAGGUAUCGUGGAGUCCAUAAAUUAGUUCCUCUAAGUCCUCCACCAAAUAGUCCUGUAUUGUGUCGACCUGCCUCGAUUAAACCUACCGAUUUUCUAGGAAUGGUUAUGUAUUGCCGUCCCCGAUAA